GAACGCAUCGCAUUAAUUGAUGCUCUGUACAUCACUAUCGCGCUGGUCGGCCCGCGCGCGGACGUUUCCGUUCGAUUUUUAAAUGAAAAAAAAGCGCGAAGCGUCGAACUUGACAGUUUAAUUUUUUUCGAUCUCUUGUUUUCAUGUUGGCACAGAUUCAUAAUAGCGAAUUUUAUCGGACCAUAUCAGAGAGGUUAACAAUGGGUCUGCGGACGAGGUUUUGUAACGUUUAUGUUAGGAAGAAAAUGUCACGAUAAGCAAUCGCGGCCGAGUGCAAAUGUCGCCGAUAUCGCUAAACAGACACUAAAUGCGUUCAAUUGGAAUACAGUUACGGUGUGCGGAGACGUAUUGAGGCUUGUCCUUUCGCGGAAUCCCGAUCGUUGAAUCAUACACCGGUUAUCGUGUUUUGAAACGAGCGGCAGUAUGGUUGAGGUCACAAGUUGGAUUCCGCACGCCGUAGUAGAAACACUGCGCGAUCGCUCUGCGCAGCCGGUCAUCGCGUGGCUCACGGCUAUCCGGGGCUCCAUAGAAGAGUACGACCCUCUCGUGCUGGUCCGCCCGGCUUCUGUGGUCUCACACGCGUCAGAAUCAGACGGCGCGUUCGAUGAGAUCCUAUCGCAACUAGGAAAGGAGAUCUACAAACUGGACGAAUACCAAAGACACCUAUCACCGCAGCAACCAAACGUAUCUCACAGUAUUUUGAACAUUUUCGACGAAUGCCUCGAAAGCAUAAACGUCCGCGACAAGGAAACAAUGCCAAAUAUUCAACCAAAACAAAACAGUGUAAACAGUGACAGUACAUUGACGCAAUCGGAUGUCCCUUUCGCGACUAGCACGCCGUCCAAAAGUGCAAGCGCGAUGGAGAAUAGAGUUGUAGAAAUAGUGCCGCCGAUACCGUCGCGGAGGAAAAUAAAAGCGGCUUCAAUAACAUCUUCCAAUUACGACAACGUGGACUUCAAGGACACGAUCAUCAAAAUGGAAUCAGACAGCGAUUCGGAGAGCACCUGUUGGAGUUACAAGGAGUGCAAUCCCGGGGAGGUGAACAAGGACACGUACGCGGUGGUGUGGUCGCACUCGAGCGGCUACCACAACUCGGAUGAGAUCCUGCUGCGGGUGCUGUCGCAGGUAGAGCAGCACGCGACGAUAUCUCGGCUGUCGUUCGACACGGCGAGCGACUUCACACCUCCGCCGUUCUCUGUAUACGCGCUGCACGAGGUGGAAGACAGGUGCGCCUCAGUCGCCGCCAUGACGCCGGACAAGCCGUGCGACGACGGCUACGAGCCGGUGCGAGACGCGUUGACAGAUGAAAAUAUUUACGAGGAAAUCGAGUACGGUUACAGUUACACGGACGAGGGUUGCUCCUGUGGAGGCAGUGUGGACGUGGAAAGUUUAGUCAGUGCUAGUUCUGAGGGUGUGGGUCGCGACAGUCCCCUAUAUGCGAAUUUAAGGGAUAACGACGCGUAUGCGAUACCGCCUGAUGUGAUCUUUUGGAAGAAUCAGCUUCUUGAUCCGUUUUGUAACGAGGAUGAAGAGGAUGAGUGGAUAACCCCCGAGGAGUGCGAAGUGUACACGCGGGAGCGGAGGCCGCCCCUCGUGAUACCGCGCAUCACGCAGUACCGCCCGCCCCGGCGCGACCAGCGGAUACACUAUCCCGAGGAGAGUCUAAAAGACGUACCAGCCAAGUCGUGGAACUGGUCUCCGACGUCAGAGCGCAGCCGUCUCGACUUGGAGAGGAGUUUUAGCAAAGCGAACAGUGAUAGCCCGCCGCUAUGGGUCAGCAAACGACUGGGUGGUUCCACAGAGAACCUUCUAGCGCGACGCCCCAAUCACCUCCAACUCCCCCCUUCCUCCUCCGGCGACAGCCUGGACGUAGAGGUCCGGGAACGGGCACCUGGCAAGAAGGAGAGGAAGUCCAGGUCCAUGGUCGCGCCCAAACAGAAGAGGGCCCCUGUGUCCUCGCCAAGACUCAUGCAUGUGCCUAUUGAGGCAACAGUUCUAUACGAAGGGCCAAUAAAACGUACGAAGUUUUUCGAGGGCGGCAAGAAAAGCAAGAAGAAUUGGACGGACUGCUACAUGAUACUCACACCCACGGCUCUUGUGUUUUAUAAGGACCAGAGGACGUAUUAUGCUACGAAGCUACCAAAACCAAUGAACGCGCCCCCAAGUCCAACCGCACCACGCGCUGAGCUCGUUCUUCCACUGCUCAACGCGCAUGUUGUGCAGUGCAUACAGAUGCAUACUAGACGACACACCCGUUCCCUAGUAUUAACUGUGGAACACGACCAAUAUCUCAUCCAAGAUGAAAGUGAAGAUAGCGCCAAACGCUUGCUUAAGUGUAUACAGAAUGUUAUUUAUAAAUUGGGUCCCCCCGUACUCGACGACAGACCAAGCCCUCAAUACCAAAGCAGUAACACGGAUCUAGAGAGUCUGGGUAGAACUCCGCCUGUAUCUAGACAUGCUACUAGAAAACAGAAAGCGGGCGGCAGUAGCAAUGAAGAUCUCAGUGAUUCCACUGAAGUGUCCAUUCAGAAGUCGCACGUGCGCAGUAGAUUACGGAAAUUCUUCGCAAAACGGCCGGCUAUGGAGGUACUUGUGAAGAAAGGCAUCUACAAAGAUGAACCAGUAUUCGGCCGCAAGUUAGAAGAAGUGUGUCCAUCAACGAGUCCACGUGUACCAGAUUUCGUUCGAGCGUGUGUUAAGGAGAUAGAGAGCAGUGAAGAGAACAUGUGCACGGACGGCUUGUAUCGAGCGAGUGGGAAUCUGAGCCAAGUGCAGAAGAUUAGGCUUGAGAUCGACCAAAACAAUCUAUCAGUUAUAGAAAACAACACAGAUAUCCACGUGCUAACGGGAUCUCUGAAACUGUUCUUCCGCGAACUGAAGGAGCCUCUCAUACCCUGUACUAUGUUCGAUAGAGUUCUGGCUGCUUGUUCAAUCAAACCGAGGGAGGCCAGGGUCAAAGAGUUCCGAGACAUCGUGCAGUCUCUACCUCAAUGCAAUAGAGAUACGUUAAAAUUCCUCCUCGAACAUUUAUUAAAAGUGACCCAAUACAGCGAGCGCAACAGAAUGCACACAGCAAACCUCGCCAUAGUAUUCGGUCCUACAUUACUCUGGGCACCAGAAGAACAAGCCCAUCGAAUAGCCAUCGACUGCAUACAACAGAACAACGUCGUCGAUAUACUACUCAACGAAUAUAAAGAUAUAUUCGCCGAAGAUACCAAGGGAAAGAAAAAAGCGUGAUUUGUGAAGACGAAAUAUUGUAAAAGUGAUUGACUUUGAUAACGGGUUCCAGCAAGUUCUAGUGGAGAAGGCUUUGUGGGUGUAUCGUCUAAUAAAGUUGUUUUGUUAGGCGGCGUUACUGUGGAUGGUGUUGUUUUUAUCUGUGACGUCAAAAUUAACUUAUUUUAAAACAUUUGAAAGAUGAAUAUUUAAUAAUUAUAAAUAAAAAAUUAUAUGUCUACGUAUAUCGAUGAUUUUAUCAUAGUCAUGUUAGUGUAAAAUUUAUCUGUAUGCGUGAUCUCUAUUCGAAGGUUCGAUUUAAUAUCAUGACAUCAUUGAAAUUCCUUUAAAUGCCAAAGUAGCUGUCGAAAAUAUAAAAUAAAAAAUUCCAAAAUUUAUAUGCGUUGUGAUUUAUGCAAUUUAUCGAAGACUGUCUGAGGCUCUAGAAGUAAUAUUAAAGCGUUGAAUUCUACGUGCGAUAUUUAUUUACCGACGUUAUUUUGGGGCCAACAUUGUAUAUAUCCUUAUAGAGUAGGCUUGAAGCCAGCUAUUUUGUGCCUUAAGCUUGUUAUUUGUAAAUAUAGUUGACCAGUUAUGUGAUAACGUUAGUGAAUCGAGUCCGUUUCAAUAUCUAGGUCUAGUCCUUAUUUUAUGUCUGAUCGACUUCAAUCGUACAUAACUAGCAAUGAGUGAACUGCUUUGUACAGCGUGUUGAAUACUUUCAUUUUUCCCUAUUAACACAGUAUACAGUAUAGUAGGGAAACUUCAUACUUCAGACACGUUCGAAAUGGCUCACGUAGACAGGCAAGCAUGUUUACGAGAAUCUUAAGGGUAUUGUCACAAUUGACAGAUAUAAGAAUACCCUUAUGAUUCUCGUAAACACGCUUGUUUGUGUGCGUGAGCCAUUUCAAACGUGUUGUAUGAAGUUUCCCUACUGGUUCUGGUUGUAUCUGUAUACUGUUUUAGCGUUUAUUUAUACAGAUGAAAUUUAAGCAAUAUAUUUUGCUGCUGUUUUUACAUAAAUUCUGUGUUGUGUCAAAUUAUAAAUGUAUUCUUAGUGUAAAAAAUGCAAUAACGUUGUUAUAACUUAUAAUGUAUUGUAAUCUUUAGGUUUUUUAAUGUGUUUAAAAUAUUUUGUAAGUACAUGUUAUUUGAUACGCUGUAUAAAUCAUGUAUAUAUUGUAUGCAACACCCAAUAUCAAGCUAGAAACCAAAGUUUUGUAUUUUCGGCCGAUAGUGUAUCUAUCAAUAUAAUUUGUUGUGUAGUUUAUGUUAAGUAUUUUAAUGAAAUAUCGCUUGAAAUAGACGAAGUUAAAUAAAUAAAAUACAAUUAUACGGUA
Colias croceus (clouded yellow) is the source of this 4556-nucleotide messenger RNA. RefSeq names its product rho GTPase-activating protein 27-like. Gene Ontology annotation, biological process: signal transduction; regulation of GTPase activity. The coding region runs from base 424 to 3237 and encodes 937 amino acids. Lineage: Eukaryota; Metazoa; Arthropoda; Insecta; Lepidoptera; Pieridae. The record is from RefSeq and is a predicted model, not a curated record. Gene Ontology annotation, cellular component: cytoplasm. The transcript has 13 exons.